Ambispora leptoticha is the source of this 441-nucleotide messenger RNA. NCBI's taxonomy places the organism in Eukaryota, Fungi, Glomeromycota, Glomeromycetes, Archaeosporales, Ambisporaceae. The record is from the annotation of a GenBank genome assembly.
AUGUCCGCAGAAUCAAGAAAUUUUGGUGAGAUCAGCGCCUAUAUCGCUCGUGCAAAAAUAUUCCCACUCGUUGAUCAUGAUAGUUUAAUCGCGGAAAAUAAUGAUGCUAAGAAUUCCCAUAUCCUACAAUGCUAUGGCAUUGCAUGUGAUUCUUCUCAAGGUUAUAUGAUGGUCUCUGAAUAUGCCCCUCAUGAUAUUUGUGAUAGUGUGCGGCCGAUGGUUAGUGGACCAGAAUAUACAGAUCAUAUGAAAAGGCCUAAUACGGAAGAAUUGUGUAAUAUUUUUGGAACAUGGGCAAAUGAACUCCCGCACACUGGAUGGCUUAAAGGAGACAAAGCGGAUAGCGAAAUUGCCAGGCAAUUUUUAUUUGCAGGUGCAUUAUAUAACAGUCGUUCGUUAACUCAAUACAUCACGAGGGCGUUUGUGAGACUAAUUUUAUAA